Maylandia zebra (zebra mbuna) is the source of this 1175-nucleotide messenger RNA. It is a transcript of the gene ucmab, whose product is annotated as upper zone of growth plate and cartilage matrix associated b. Lineage: Eukaryota; Metazoa; Chordata; Actinopteri; Cichliformes; Cichlidae. The record is from RefSeq and is a predicted model, not a curated record. Gene Ontology annotation, cellular component: extracellular matrix. Gene Ontology annotation, biological process: embryonic skeletal system development; regulation of osteoblast differentiation.
AGGCGCCCCAUCCCACCUCUCACAUACGUCUUACUCCCCUCUCUCCCUCCUGCUCUUCUUCAUCACUCACAUCUCUCAGUAUUUCAGAGUUUAAAAGAUGUCCUGGACGUAUGCAACCCUCUUGGCUCUCCUCACUGUGCUUUUUGCACUUUCAUGGUCUCCGGAGGCCAGCUCUGCAGCUGUGCCCAGUAGCACAGGCAGCACCAAAGAUCCUCAAGGUCCACUGAAAAGGGUCUUCAUGAAGCAGGCCGAUGCCUCAAACUUCUUCAGAAGACGCAGCAGACGUGGUGUGAAGUCCCAGGAUGAGCUGGACGCUGAGCAGAGGCAGAUUUUGGCUGCAGAUGAGCGGAAGAGAGAGUUUCACGAGGAGAAGCGGAACGAGUUUGAGAGCUACGCUGAGGAGGAACAUGACGAGCAAAACGAGAGGAGCAGAGAGAGCACCGAGCAGUGGAGGGAGUUCCACUAUGACGGGAUGCAUCCUGCCUACGAGUACAACCGUCACUCCACCUAAGAGUGAUAAGAGGAGACGUGCGACUGCUACAUAGCGAUGCUUUUCCACACAAAAUGUGACCGCUAACAUAGUAAAGGCAACGACUAUGCAAUGUAUUUUUCAUUUUUAACUAGAUUAAUUAUUAAUCGAUUAAUCACGUGGUGUAGAAAAUGUUAGAGAAGUGUUUAAAAAUGGUCUGACAAAGUGGACAAUGAAAACCAGCAUAACAAGUUAACAUCAAUCGAAAUGAAGAGCUUUUGGAAACUCAUUUACCCCAAUUUACAGCUGAGAUCUCCUAGAUCAGGGAUGUCCAACUCAUUCUACAUCUAACCCUAACCCUGAGUAGGCUGCACAAACUAAACUCCCUUUUCUGUCACUGUAAAAAAGUUUAACUACCAUUUAAUCCUCAAGAUUUCUUAACACAGGAAAGAAAGGUGUGUGAUCUCAACAGUGCAUCUUAGUUUUUCUACAUGAUAAAGACAUGCUCUUUUAGUAAACUAAAGAAAUCUGUCAUUGGGCUAAAAUUGUAAGAAAUAAAUAAAAUCCAGUUAAAAGCCCAAAUGUUUAUUCUUUACUUCGCAUUUCCCAGACCUGUCCCAUGGGCCACAUUCCUACAGCCCUAUUCUGGCCCCUGUGCCUUAUGUUUGACACCCCUGUUUUACAUAAAUAAAAUAAAUGUGCAGUA